AGUUAAUGUGUUAUGGCAAUUCAGACGCUUGGUCCCUACAAUGCUGAGGAUAUAGCUCACUCGCCGGCCCUUAUCUUCACUAUUAUAUUCUUCACCCUCGCAUUCGUGGGCUUCUCUCUUAUGGCACUGCUCGCCCCAGCUGGCAGUCAAUGGCGUAGCAUUAUCCUGCCACAGUUGGCUUCGGGUGUGCUAUAUGUGCUUAUGUGGUUUAUAUUUAACGGCUCCAACGUGUUUUCGGUGCUUCUCCUCACUAUCCCGGCGGCUGGGCCUAUCAUAGCAGCGAUCUACCUAUCUGUCCUAGAGUGUGUCCAUGCGAGGAAGAGAGCGAGAGAGCGGGCCUUGACACGAUCGCGGAUAGGAUCAGAAGUGGUUGAUGAAGAGGAGGCUAAUCCUGAAACAGAUGAGGCCACUCACAAGCCCCCUAAACUGCGGCUGAGAUCAAUGUCCACCGUUGGGAACUUCGGAGAGUCCUCGGUGCCUUUGAGCAAUUUACCGAGAGGCACGACUCAGCGAUUCUACUCUGUGUAUGCGGACUCGCCUGAGGGUGAAGGAAGUGGAGGCCCUGUAUUUAAUAUAUGCCCGGUUCAAGAUUGCACUGUCACUGUGUUGGAAGCUGUUGACACGUCCUCUGAGGAUGAUGAUGAGGUUGAUGCUGAGCCGGCUCAUGGGAAGGCGGUUGUGACCCCGAUCGACGACUCUCAUAGUUUGAAGGUUGAAGUGUGUGAAACUGCGGAUAAGUCCUUGGCCUUCACGGUGCAGUUACACAGGAGGAACUGUCCACAGAAAAACGCCAAAUUCGAUAUUAUAUAGCUCAUGCGAUUUUGGUUUUUCAUUUUGAUACUGUAUAUUACUAUACCUAGAAGGUCCAUGGAUGAGCCCAUCCGGGCACUGUCCUUCGUGACAGCUUGUCGGUUUCACACCGUAAUCGAUGUUGUGAUGGUAGCCUAAGACUUCCAUCCUCAACAACAGUAUUACUGCUUGGUCGCAACCAUCUGCUUUUCCUACAGUUCCUUGUGGGUCUCUAUAUGCGUACCCUAUUAUUGCCGCCU
Molecule: messenger RNA, 1049 nt
Organism: Perkinsus marinus ATCC 50983
Lineage: Eukaryota; Perkinsozoa; Perkinsida; Perkinsidae
Exons: 5
Coding region: 13-810 (265 amino acids)
Source: RefSeq, a predicted model, not a curated record